Messenger RNA from Paralichthys olivaceus (Japanese flounder), 2294 nucleotides. RefSeq names its product ubiquitin specific peptidase 18 (gene usp18). Gene Ontology annotation, biological process: protein deubiquitination. Gene Ontology annotation, cellular component: cytosol; nucleus. Gene Ontology annotation, molecular function: cysteine-type deubiquitinase activity. The record is from RefSeq and is a predicted model, not a curated record. Lineage: Eukaryota; Metazoa; Chordata; Actinopteri; Pleuronectiformes; Paralichthyidae.
UUGAGCAAUCUUCACAAAACGCUCAUGCAGUUGAAUGAAACGUGUCACUGAAAUCCGCGCAUGGCAGCUGUUAGGUUUCGUUUUCUGUGAACGGAGCUGCAAAGUGAAACUGAUCCUGUGAAGCUGCUGUGGAUGUGACGUUUACUGGGAAACGAGAGACGAACGACUCACGCAGACAGGCGAUUUAAAAAACACAAGCAACGUUCGAGUCCUGUGGAGAAGAAGUGAAGCCCGACCUCAUGUUGUCCGGGAUGUACAGGUUGUAUUCGUCAUUUAUAGGUCGGGACCGUGAGUACGGAAUGAGAGGUCUCGCCAACUACAAUCUGUCCUGCUGCGUCAACACCUUGCUGCAGACCCUCUCUGCGACCUGGGAGGUAUCAGACCUGCUGGAACAGUGGGAAUCAGCUGGUGUGAGAGGGGACAUUCAUAACGUCCCCCUGCAGUUGAAGAGAGUUCUCGCAGCCAUGAGGAGCGACCUCCCGCAGCACGUUCCCCAUCGAGACUUCCUUCACUGUCUGGACAGAAACCGUGUUCGACUUAGUGUACAGCAUGACGGCGAUGAAGUCUUCCUCUCCAUCCUGAACUUCAUACAGCAACAGAUGGACAACAAAGCGCUGGCUCUUGAAAUCCAGGAUCUGUACAAGGUUUCUGUGGAGACUCACCUGCAGUGUUUGGUGUGCAGCUCCGUCCAGACUCAGACCAGCUUCCUGCUCAACCUGCCUCUGCAUGUGAAGGAAGAUCACGACUCUCUGGAAGGUUGCAUAUCGUCCUUCCUAGAGGAUCAGGAGUUAAGGGGCAGAAAUAGCUGCUUUUGUCCACAAUGUGGAAGCAAGACUCCGUCUAAACGGGGUGUCAAACUGAUCUCCUUGCCUCGUAUCUUGUGCGUGCACCUGAAGCGGUUUCGGAACAGCAAUGGUUACAUCAGAAAACUUGAUUGCAGGGUGACCUUUCCAGAGACCUUUGACAUCUCUCAGACCGUUGGAGAUGGAUUCUCCGCAGACUUUGCCCAGAAUGAGUGCAACUACACUUUGUAUGCCGUGGUAGUGCACUCUGGUGGUGCAGCGUUCGGGCACUACACUGCCUAUGUUCGUCAUAGGGUGAGCCAGCUCUGGUACUAUGCAGACGACAGCCACAUCGAGCAGGUCUCCUGGGAACAAGUGCAGAGAGCAUAUGGAAGAUCUCAUGGCGACACAGCAUACAUGUUAAUGUACAGAAGAGGUUCAAAAGAGGAAGGACGACAACCUGACUUCUCCGGAUGAGUGUGAGACGAGGUUCAAUAUUGGUCUGAGAUGGAAAGUACAUGAAUUUAAUGAAUUAAAUACUUAUUUGCUUCAAAUAAUUAUUGUAAAAUAGCGACUGAUUAAAUGUUUUGUGUGACCUCAGAAAUACUGCAGGUACUGUGUAUUUUACACCAGCAUCGUAAUUUCUGCCAGACAACAGUAGGUGGCGUUCAAGACUUGAAACACUCUUGGGUUUUCCACUCAGACCACACACAAUGUGAACGUGCUCACUGAUACUGGGGGGGUGGUUUGAAGAGAAUGCUUAGCUUAGAUGUUCACUGUUUGAGGGGAAAUACCUGCAAUAGGGCUCAGUGCUCAUUUUCACACUGCGGUUAAAUGUGUGAGUCACUCAUGAAGAACAAUGAAGUGAUUCUGUCUGAUUUGAAAAAACAUCAACAACAAAAAAAUCAAAUCAACAUCUGACUAUUUAUUGUAUUUUAUCACUACCUCUAACUAUCUAUAUUCCUUUUACCUGCUAUUACAAAACCAAUUUUAACACCUUCAUCUUUUUGUCUUUUGGCGACGCACCAACACCAGCACAUCUCUCAACCACCUGAGCUCAGAAUGUAUGCACUUUAGAUCUGUAUGUAUUUGUUUAUAAAAUGCAUUGCAGAGACCAUCUCACAAUGAAAGGAGUUUAAACGUUGCAGUUGUAACCACAGCGAUUGAGUGCUCGGUAUAGGCUGUCAGCACAGCCUCUAAAGUUCCCACUCGUUUGGCCAGGAUUCAGGGGGACCGUGUGAAAUGGUGCCUAUGUGCUGCAGAGCUCUGACAGAAUGGAACAUGCCUGCACAGUGCCACAGGCAGCAGGCCCCGUGCUUAGUCAUCUCACUGCCAUGUAGCAUAGGAGCUGCUUUCUGCAUAGGUGUUAUCUUCCUCCCACAUUGAGACUAAAGACCCGGACUAGAUAUGUGUGUUAUGUGUCUAGACUUGAGGCAGUGUCAGAGAUGUGGUUUGGUGUUUUGAAUUGUGUUUGUGGCGUGACAUUACAUUUUCUGACUUGUGUGACGCUGG